ACGAGUUUAUUGUGUGUCGAUCAUUGUGAUUUCAACUGUAGAGGUUGACAGUAAUGGUUGUCAUUUGAGCUUUCCAAAUACUGGUUGAUGUAUGAAGUUUUAAACGCUUUUGUUACGUCUGACUAUAUUUACACAACGCAGACACUGCUGUUUAUUUUCUAAUGUGACAGCGUAGUAUAGUAAAUAUAUAUCGUCAUGGGGUUGAACGAUAAGCAAAACAAUGCUGAUGGGAAAGACCCGGAUUUUGGAGCAAUCUUUAUGUCAAAUAGUGAGACUAAAAGAGAAUGCUUCGAAAGGGGACUAUUUGGCCUCCCAUCAACUGAAAUCCAGUUUGUAGAGCAGGUUAAAGCUGGAAUGAUUCUAUUCUUAUAUGAAUAUGAGAAGAGACAACUUCAUGGUGUGUUCAACGCUUCCUGUGAUGGAGGUAUCAAUAUUGUGCCUGGUGCAUUUGCGAAACUGGGGAAGCAAUUUCCUGCUCAGGUUAAGUUUGAUAUAAUUUGGUUCUGUAAGCCACUCCCAGAAAAAUUAUUCCGUGAUGCAAUCAGAGAAAAUUACUUUUCAGCUAACAAGUUUAACUUUGGGCUAUCUGAAAAUCAGGUCUAUAAACUUAUAUAUUUGUUCAGCAAGAGAAAGCUGGAACCAGAGCUCCCUGGGAGACCAUUGUCCAGAACCGAAUACUUGAAAUCAGAAAGGUACCCUUUAGGCAAUUUUAGAAGAUCUGUCGAUCAUGGAAUGCAAAUUGAAAGAGGUCAAAGUGGGCAAGGUUUGGGUGAUAACAUAUCACCUGUCAUAAUGCAUAAACACCAAGGCGAUUCUUUUGAUUACAAUGGUAAAGUUGAAUAUACUGGAUUAAAUGCAAGUGAUAUUAAGCGAGGAAGGGCUGCUCAGUUUGCUGCAGUGGAUAAUGCAAGUGAGUAUGUUUGUGACUAUUCAGGAUUAAAAGAUGAAAGUAGGUUUAUUGCAUAUGAGAAUGAGGAUUAUAUGGAUACCUGUCACAGGCCAAACACAAAUGGAAGGUACCCCAAAAGUCUAUGUGAUAAAAUUAGAAUUCAUGGUGAGGCAAGCUUAUCAAUUAAUGAUAGGCUCAUGGGUAAUUCCCUUCCAGAGACGGAUCAGAGGAUGAUAUUUUCAAAUGAUAUUCCUGAUCAACAUAAUUCCCAUAUCAACUCAUCUGGCUUUUACAGCAAUCCUAUUUUGGAGCAUAGUUCUUUGGCUCAAAAUCAGCUUAGGCCAACUUCAACCAUGAUUCAACCAAUGCAGGUACAGCUCUUAAGUAAUACAUGUGCAAAACAAGGAAGUGCUAAUUCUAAGAGGGAAUCCCUUCUAUAUGAUCCAGAUGUUCCUGGUUUAAAUUUUACUCAGGCAUCAUCUUUUGGAGUUAUUGAUGGUUCUAAGCCAGUAAUAGAAAGGAUUACCCCUGUAAACAACUUCGGAAGGAAUUCCCUGAACAGUCAACCAUAUCUCAUCCAUAAUAAUGAGCUGAGAGAUACGAGCAGGUGGCACCCUGUUGACUUUCAAAAUUCUAUUUUGUAUAGUAGCAACAGGGAUUUCAUACCUUUAAACACGGUUCAAAAUUCUGACCAGUUGGCAGCAGAAUCUGUUGUUUCUGAGGCUUGUGAUGAUGUUCCAUCCUUAAAGUCUUUGACAUCCCCUAUCCCUCCAGAUAUUGGAAAGAGUAGCCGCAGUCUACAUGAGCCCUUUUCUUCCUUGUUCCAUAAUCACCAACCGUGGUUAGGCAACAAAUUUCAUUCCAAGACUUUGCAAGAAAACCCAAGUCAUGAGAUAACACUACAGAAAAGCAACGAAACAUUUACUCAUGAUAUUUCAUGGGCAAAUGAGGGUCAUUUCAAAGAGGAUGAUCCAAUAAUCUAUGAAUAUGAUAUUGGAUGUUAUGGUGGCACUCAAAAUAAUAAUUCUUGUUAUGCAAAGCAAAAAAGUAGUGUUUUUUCUCGAUUAUCUUUUAUGCAGGAUAUCAACGAACAAGAUGGACACAAUGAUUUCCAUACUUCAGUUGAUGAAGUGAUAAAAAGGGUUCGGCAGAGUCACAACAAGUGGAUGACAAAAAGAAAGCUCAAGCCCAAGCGCAGCAAAGCUGAAAGUUUGAAGGAUUAUACUAAAAGAAGUGGCUUGAGGACGAAGGAGGGUGAUUUCUCUGAAAACACCUUGAAUGAUCAAAUAAUGGAUUCAACUACUGCAACUGUGGGCAAUACUAUUUCCCGGGUUGCAGUAAUUUGCUCUAUUUCCUCAAAAGCAUUUUGUUUGUUCUUUUUCUGCCAAUAUUGA
Messenger RNA from Vigna umbellata (rice bean), 2283 nucleotides. RefSeq lists its product as uncharacterized. The record is from RefSeq and is a predicted model, not a curated record. Lineage: Eukaryota; Viridiplantae; Streptophyta; Magnoliopsida; Fabales; Fabaceae.